AUUGUUUACUUUUUUUCAGAGAAUCAAUACACGAUUGAAACCCUGCAGAUCAUCGAGCGGAAGGAAAUAGAGGAGUUGAUUCCGCCGCCAUAUCUGGCUGAGCGUACAAAAUGCGUACACGGAUUGAAUAACUGGAGAGCUGCUCAGGGAUUACCGCCGUUAUCGCCGGACUGUCCGACGGCCUCAGUACAGCCGGAAAAAGGACACACUCAAAACGAAAAGAUCGCUAGAGAAGGUUGCACCGCAAGUUAUCUGCUUAAUUCAUCAUCGAAAGGCCGAGUUCUCCUGCAAAAGUGCCAAAAGCAGACAUUCUUGACAAGAGCUGACAAGAAAGCAAUAACUCAUCUAGUAAUCGACGAUUUCAAGGACCGAUUUGGAAAGCUAACACCAACGGAAUUGCAGCAGAGGGCAUCGGAACUCGGAAAGCUAUUCCCAGGCGAGCCAGAGGACGGAUGGUAUCAACCGACGUUUACCAAAAACAGUGCCGGUCAGAAAAUCAAACUGCGGAAACAAGCCAAGGGACGACUGUAUGACAGGAACAUCAACUACAGAGAACCGGUGGAUAACCAAAAUGACAUACAGCAACCGUCAACAUCCGGAGUAAAGCCUUUUGAUGUAAAGCAGAUUGUAUCAAAAGAGCAAGGUAAAUUAUAAACUUCAUUAAUUUAUUAUAGAGCUUAGGCGCUGUCCAUAAACUACGUAGACUUUUUUGCCAUCUCAAACCGCAGCCAAACCUCAACCCCACCCUCCUCCCCCCUCGUAGACUUUUGUUUAUACAAAAAAAAA
This is a messenger RNA of Aedes albopictus (Asian tiger mosquito), 786 nucleotides long. RefSeq lists its product as uncharacterized. The record is from RefSeq and is a predicted model, not a curated record. Lineage: Eukaryota; Metazoa; Arthropoda; Insecta; Diptera; Culicidae. The annotation marks the transcript as partial. The transcript has 3 exons.